Messenger RNA from Chara braunii, 4496 nucleotides. NCBI's taxonomy places the organism in Eukaryota, Viridiplantae, Streptophyta, Charophyceae, Charales, Characeae. The record is from the annotation of a GenBank genome assembly.
AUAGGAAGAAGAUGGACGAAUUGAAAUGGAAUGCAUGAGAGGCAUGGUCAUGAUGCAGUUAUGAUGACUCCAGAAUGGCUGUAUAUGCCCAUGUGGGCCAGUGUUCUUUAUUAUCUGUUUGAAGAACAGUGGAUUGGUCCAAAAAGUGGUUCUUUAGAGGAGACCAGGAUCUCUCCCUCUGUCCUUGGUUUGCUCUGUGGAUUCUGGUCAGAGGCGAAGAUUGCAGCAAUGGAGGAGGAGAUGAGGCAGCUCAAUGAGUCAUGCAUGGACCAAUCGGUGGAGAUUGACGAGAAGAAAAAUGCCUUGGAGGAGCUAGAACAAAAGCUAGAGGAGUGCAAAGCAGCGCACACACAACUAAAGCAGCAAAGGGAUGAGAUGACAAAUAAGAGAAAGGAGCUCUGGAGGAGUGAUUCUGGGAUGGAUGCGACGGUUGAGAAACUCAAGGAAGAGAUUAAAAAAUUUGAACGUCAUUUGGAGUAUGCCAUACCUCGGGACAUCAAUCGUGGAAUCACGUCAGUGAAGCGCAUCUGUCGGGACCACAACAUUCCGGGAGUGGCAGGGGCCUUGAUUGAACUUCUCGAUUGUGAUGACAAGUUUAACACUGCUGUGGAAGUCACUGCAGGCAACAGUCUUUUCCAUGUUGUCGUUGAGUCUGAUGACAUAUCGACAAGGAUUAUCAGGUACUUGAACGCAGAGAAGGGUGGGCGAGUCACUUUUAUGCCUCUCAAUCAGCUGAGACCCCAUCGGGUGCAGUACCCAGCCAGCCCGGAUGUAGUGCCGAUUCUCCAUAAACUCAAAUUCAACAGGGUGUACGCAAACGCCUUUGCUCAGGUCUUCUCAAAGACAUUGAUAUGCCGUGAUCUGGAGGUUGCGACAAACAUGGCACGCCAAUCGGAAAUGGAUUGUGUUACCCUUGAAGGGGACCAGGUAAACAGGCGCGGCGCAUUGACUGGAGGUUAUCAUGAUUCUCGGCGGUCCAGAUUGUCGGCAAUGAAGGGCAUCAAGGCAAAUGCAGCAAAGAUUGAACAACUAAACCAGGAGGGCAUUGCCAUGAAAGCAGAGAUUGAGAAGCUUGACCAAUCCAUCAGCCAAGUAUUGGCGGAGCUUCAGAAGCAGGAGGCACGGAUGACGCAUAUGUGCAGUCAACGCGAGCAAUUGAAGCAGGAAUUGAAGGCGGCUAAGGACAAGGAUGCUACGAACAAGAAGGCACUCGCUCAGAAGGAGAAAAUGAUUUCAGCGACGGCGAAGGGACUGCAGGACCUUCAGGAGCGAGUUGCAUCGCUGCAGGCAGAGUUGGGCACCGACUUGUCUUCGGAUCUGUCCCCAGCUGAGCAAAAACUUCUGUCUCAGUUAAAUCCAGAGAUUCGACAGCUGAAACAGGAACUCAUCAACUGCAAGACAAAGCGUAUGGAGGUUGAGACAAGGAAAAGUGAAUUGGAAGAGCUUCUCUCUGCAAAUCUGUUGAAAAGACAGUCUGAGCUGGAGCAGCAGCUCGCCUCAAUGGACACAGAAACAAGAACUCUGGAGUCGGAGGCUAAGCAGAAAGCGCUAGACGAAGCACGGGCACAUGUGGAAGAGAUCGGUCGCAAGCAGAAAGAAAUAUCUGAUCAGCUUGCACAAUUGGUGGGCAAGAUGCGUGAGCUGAAGGCGAAGAAAGAUGAACUGAAGGCACUGGAGGACAAAUACGAGCGAACCCUUCAAGAUGAAGCUAAGGAUAUGGAGCAGCUGUUGAAUAAGCGAAAUGUUUUGUUUCUGAAGAAGGAGGAGUUGAUGAAGAAAAUCCGGGAGCUUGGUUCUCUCCCAUCAGAUGCCUUUGAGAACCGACUGCUGACCGAUCGGUCCUACUGGUCGGCUGCAAUACGGUCGGCGGUCGGGGUCGGCGGUCGGCAGAAAAUACGGGAACUCAUUGCUGUCUUGGACCAGAGGAAAGAUGAAUCCAUCGAGAGGACAUUCAAGGGUGUUGCAAAGAAUUUCCGGGAGGCGUUUGCGGAGCUUGUGCAAGGUGGUCAUGGGCAGCUUGUGAUGAUCAAGAAACGCAAGGCUGAAGAAGCACCCGAUGAUGACGAUGAUGAUGACGAGCCUACAGAAGGGGAAGAAGCGGCACGGGUUGAGAAGUAUGUGGGAGUCAAAGUGAAGGUUUCAUUCACAGGAAGGGGGGAGACUCAGUCAAUGAAACAGCUGUCUGGCGGGCAGAAAACAGUUGUCGCACUGGCGCUUAUCUUUGCUAUUCAGCGGUGCGAUCCAGCACCUUUCUACCUAUUUGAUGAGAUUGAUGCCGCACUGGAUCCGCAGUACCGCACGGCAGUUGGCAACAUGAUCAAGCGACAGACAGAAACGACGCAAACACAGUUCAUCACAACUACGUUCCGGCCAGAGUUGGUGAAGGUCGCAGACCGAAUUUAUGGCGUUUCUCACAAAAACAGAGUCAGCCGAGUGGAUGUCAUCCCACAAGAAGAAGCGCUGAGGUUCAUUGAGGCCGACCAUUCGCAGAAUCGUCCGUGAGUCUCUUCAGCCACUUCCCACUCACAUAUGGAUCGCGAUUCGCUAAACCUGGGUACUGCAGUUAAGAGUCAAAUACAGAGACUCCUGCUUCGGACCGCCAAUCCUCCCGCUCACAUAUGGAUCGCUAAACCUGGGUAAAAGUGGGAGUGCAAAUACACAGAGUACUGCAUGCACCGCCAAUCCUCCUGUGUCCGUCUCUUCCGUCAUCAGUUGAGCAAGCAAGCACUUGAGCGGUUUCUGCUACGUUGUACCAUUGUAUUAAUUUCUUUGAAUCCUCUUACUAGGCUCUUAGGCCACACUCAGACUAGGACUUUUUUCUACUAAACUCUGGACCAGAUUGCGGUCAGAUUCAUCCAGGUCUGACGGUAAUUGCGGUCAGAUACAUUUAGGAACGUACUACUAGUUGUGUGUGAGUAUCCCCUUAAUUGUGUGAUAUUGCUAACCAAGUAUUAUAUUUUGAGAGAGAGAGAGAGAGAGAGAGAGAGGGGCGAAAUCCAGGAAAAGAUCACUGACGGGGGAGGAAAUGCAGCAGCACAAAAGCGAGAGUGGAGCAGAUCAGUUUUCAGGCAUGAGGAAGUCUAGAGCAGAUCAAGGCUUCCAUCCCAGAUGCAGCUGAUUCGGACUGAAUCGUAAGGGGGGCCGAGAGGAACAUUGACGGAAUGCUCCCCCAUCAGAGGAGUAUAAGUCGCAAAAAAAAAGAACUAAAUUUCUUUCUGGGAAGUUUUUUGGGGGGAAAGGAUUGCCUUACACCAGCAACUGUGGAUGUUUGAGGCCAGUCUUCAGAACCUUGAGCUCUAGAGUUACACCUCUGGAGGCUAGACGUUGUGCGAUCUUGUAGCGGACCGGCCUUGCCGAACACGUCCGGGCAAUUAUCCCACCAGCAUCUCACGUUCACGAGUAUUCCAUUCAGCUGCGUAUCAGAGACACGGUCGGAGUUCAACCAAGGGCUGGCUAUUCCCAGUGAUCCCCUUUCACGACGAGCUUGAGUCUUUGCGGCGAGUUCUUCACUACGAGUAUCUUCAACGGCGUUGAAUAAGUCGUGUCCGUCUCGUUGUGCCAGCUUUCUUCGAGUGGACUGCCGAUCGCCAUUUUAUCUCUGCACAGCUUUUUGCACCCAGGAGGUUUUACUAUAAACCACCAGUACUCGGCCCCCAUAUAUUGGUCGCGGGCGGGCCCUUGUUGUAUAUGCGUUGCAAUUUUCGGGGCCUUCGCGACCGAUGAUGUUUUUCGUCAACGGCCCGCCGCAGUUCGUUUCUCGGUGCGCAGGGCAUCCCGAGGGUCGGAGAAAAGUGCCUUGGGAAGUACUGGGGGGUUAAACUGCCAGUUCCUUUCCCAUAUGUUGGCCGCGGGCCCUGGGCGCUAACGAUUCGGGCUGAAUCUGACCGCCUCGCACGACCUGCAUCGGCCUCCGCGUUAACCGGCGGCCUUUUUCUUUUGGCUGGGAAAGGUACUGGGGGGUUACGAUCAACGAGGAUUGAACUACACCAGUGGUGGCUGUUGAGGCCAGACGUCAGAACCUUGGGCUCUAAGGUCACCGAUCUGGAGGGUGCGCAGCUUUCUUCGACUUUAACUUUGGACUGCCGAUCGCCAUUGUACCUUUUCACAGCCUUUUGCACCCAGCAGGUGGGUAUCAUUCGGUUCGACAUGUUUAGGCAGGCGGGUGACAUCACGCUAUACAGCUUUGAAUGACGUCAGUGUACUCCUGGGGAUUAUCGGCAAGUCGUGCUAAAUUUGCUACAUGCACUGUCAUGCAGGCUUUUUUUUUUUUUUUUUUUUUUUUUUUUUUAAUGCGAGCCUUUUUCUCUGUCUUGGGUUUUCGCUUCUGUUGGCAGAACCCGUUGUAUUUUGUAUCGUGCCUUUUCUCUUGACCUCACGGUUUUCUCCAACUUCUUUGAAGUUUUUGAAGACUUUUUUGGCCAUUUUACUCCUGCCGGCCCAUAUUUUAAUCAGCAAGCAAUCUUUGCCUGCAUCAGAAAUGAACAAGCAACUAAGAC